AGGGUCUCAGGCAGAUUCUCAAAGUCACAUCUUCCAGCAGGAGAACCAUGGAGGAGCUCCAGAGGAAACUAGACAAGCGGUAUGACAGCGAUCAGCUGUAUGACAGCAAACCCAGAAAGGUGAGGUUCAAGCUGGCCUCGUCGGUCAGCGGCAGGGUGCUGAAGCAUGUGUACGAGGAUGGCCAGGAGCUGGACAGCCCAGAGGAGAAAUACCCCCACAGCUUCCACAGCCACAAGAUGCCCAGACACCUGGAGAUGGAGCAGCUCUGUGGCUUCCAGGACAUGCAGGACCAGAGUCUGUACCCCCCUACCGGACUGAUGGCCCAGAGGAUCAACGUCUACAGGGGGGGGGCUAACUACAGACCCUCUGCCCACAGCGAUACACCGGAGGGAGUCCCCAAUUCUUCAGUUUUGGACUUCGGAAAGAUAAUAAUCUACACCAGCAAUCUGCGGAUCAUCCGGGCCCCUCGGAGGGAAGAAGGGACGGGGCGACAUCCUCAGACCCCGGGGGGAGUGGACGAGUACUCACAGGGGCGUAACAGAGGGGGCAAGAGGAGGCCCAAAGCACUCUGUGCUCACGGGGAGGAGCAGAGCACACAUCCACAGGACGGGCAGGAUGCAGUGUCUGGCUGCCAGCAUUGUGGAGGUUCGGGCUGUGCCCCAUGCUCUCUAUGCCAUGGCAGCAAGCUGUCCAUGCUGGCCAACCGCUUCAAUGAGUCUAUCAGUGUGCUGCGAUGCCAGGCCUGCUACCCUGAUGGACUGGAGAGGUGCCAGUCCUGUUCCAAAUAACACCAACCACUGGCUGUGUGUGUGCCCAUUGUCUCUACUGAUGUAAUAGCACUGUAAUAUAAAAUGGUUAUGAUGGUUAUGGGAGCACUGCAUAUGUUUUGUAAGGAAUCAGAAUCCAAUUGUUGGAAGGGAAGGAGGCUACCAUACGUGCAGCUGGCGGAACCAUAGAGAACAAAGACACAUGAUAAGACAACAAAAUCACCCUAUUGGUGGUAGGUUGUGCAUCUGAGUCUCUGCAAAGAUAACAUGAACUUCCAACUGGUUUCAUGAUGACUUAUCAUUUUAAUUAAAAUAAUGUCAAACCAUUGCAUUUUAACCACAAGGGAAGCUGUCCUAUCAUCCGCUUUUAUCUCCCAUGUUAGGCCUAUAUAUAAGGCUAAUUGAUGCUUUCAUUUGGAGAGAGGGGAAGACUUUUCAAUAAAUUAUGGAGAGGCUUUUGGGCAGCUCUGGAGGUAGAAAGAAAUGAAUUAGUGUUUUAUCUUCCUAAUGCUGAGGUAAUUGCUUCCAGAGUUGUCUUGGUGAGAAUGAAUAAAAUGUACACAUGCCUUAUUUUCAUUGGUUCUUCUUAUUAGUCAAUGAAGGAAUCUACUUAUACUCAUAGAAACAGAAUUAAUAGAAUGGGUGUCCAUUCAAAUUGCCAGGGUUAGAGGUUCCAAGCCCGUUCUAUUCAUUCUAUUUCUAUGCUUAUACCCCCAAAUAUCUGUUUUUACUAGUAGAAAAUGGAGAUACAUGAUGAGUGAUUCAGCAAAUAUCCCUGAGAUAAGUUAGCAGAUAUACAGUUGUUGCUGUGGCUUUCUUUUUGGCUUUAUCUCAGCUGAACAC
Salmo salar (Atlantic salmon) is the source of this 1610-nucleotide messenger RNA. It is a transcript of the gene grxcr2, whose product is annotated as glutaredoxin and cysteine rich domain containing 2. The record is from RefSeq and is a predicted model, not a curated record. Gene Ontology annotation, biological process: sensory perception of sound. NCBI's taxonomy places the organism in Eukaryota, Metazoa, Chordata, Actinopteri, Salmoniformes, Salmonidae.